GUACACCUGGUGUGAAAAUUCUCAUGCCUGCACUUUCUCCUACAAUGGAAGAAGGAAACAUUGUGAAAUGGUUAAAAAAGGAAGGUGAGACGGUGAAUGCUGGAGAUGCAUUGUGUGAAAUUGAAACGGACAAAGCAGUGGUGACCAUGGAAUCCAGUGACGAUGGCAUAUUGGCUAAGAUACUGUUGGAAGAAGGAAGCAAAAAUGUACGCUUGGGCUCACUAAUUGGUCUGCUGGUAGAGGAAGGACAGGACUGGAAGCAAGUUGAAAUACCAGCUGAUGGUAGUGAUCCAUCUUCUGUGGCUCCACCGGCACCUGCACUUACCUCAGCUCCUGCGGGCCCUUUGGUUUCAGUCCCUCCUAAACUGGAACAUCACCUUGGAAAGCUGCAGGUUCGCUUAAGUCCUGCAGCUCGCAACAUUCUGGAGACUCAUGGACUAGACCCAAGCAACGUUACACCUUCUGGGCCUCGAGGAAUCUUCACUAAAGAGGAUGCUCUCAGACUUCUGCAACAGCAGCAGAAGGGCAAACCCAGUGAAUUGAAACCUGUGAUUUCUCCAGCUCCUCCCCAGCCUACUGCAGUGCCUUCUGCUUCGCAAGCGCCGGCUGCGACUUCUGCUUAUCCAAGGCCAGCAGUUCCACCAGUUUCCACACCAGGACAAUCUGCUGCACUGGGCACAUUCACCGAAAUCCCAGCUAGCAACAUCCGAAGAGUUAUUGCUAAGAGAUUAACGGAGUCUAAAACUACUAUACCUCAUGCAUAUGCUGCUGCUGACUGUGACAUUGGUGCUGUUUUGCAAUUGAGAGCAGAAUUGGCCAAAGAUGACAUUAAAGUAUCUGUAAAUGAUUUUAUUAUCAAGGCAACUGCAGUUACUCUGAAGCAAAUGCCAGAUGUCAAUGUAACCUGGCAUGGGGAAGUCUGCAGGCAGUUGCAGUCCAUUGACAUUUCUAUUGCUGUGGCAACAGACCGAGGUCUCAUUACACCAAUCAUAAAAGAUGUUGCUGCCAAGGGAAUAAAGGAAAUUGCUGCCUCUGCAAAGGCUCUGGCAAAGAAAGCAAGAGAUGGAAAACUGUUACCAGAGGAGUACCAGGGAGGAUCUUUUAGUAUCUCCAACCUGGGCAUGUUUGGCAUCAAUGAUUUCACUGCAGUCAUAAACCCUCCUCAGGCCUGCAUCCUAGCUGUGGGCCGAGCAAGACCAGAGCUCAAGAUUGUGGAAGAUGAAGAAGGGAAUGAGAAACUUAAGCAGCAUCAGCUCAUGACAAUGACUCUUUCAAGUGAUGGUCGGGUGGUAGAUGAUGAACUGGCUUCCAAGUUUCUGGAGACUUUGAAAGCCAACAUAGAGAAUCCAGUGCGACUUGCCUUGUGUUGAACUUGGUUGUCAUGUUUUGACAACAGAUAACUGUUGCGUACUUAGGAUUGUUUUUCUGAAUAGAGGAGUAGUUACUGUGCGAUGGAAGUUAAAAUAUUUAAUUUAUUGAAUUAAAGUGAAAACCUAUUAAUUUUCAUGCUUUCAGUCUUUUGCAA
Molecule: messenger RNA, 1525 nt
Organism: Leptosomus discolor (cuckoo roller)
Lineage: Eukaryota; Metazoa; Chordata; Aves; Leptosomiformes; Leptosomidae
Source: RefSeq, a predicted model, not a curated record